This is a messenger RNA of Lathyrus oleraceus (garden pea), 1657 nucleotides long. Its product is annotated as cytochrome P450 81E8. The record is from RefSeq and is a predicted model, not a curated record. Bases 46 to 1542 code for a protein of 498 amino acids. The transcript is spliced from 2 exons. Lineage: Eukaryota; Viridiplantae; Streptophyta; Magnoliopsida; Fabales; Fabaceae. Gene Ontology annotation, molecular function: monooxygenase activity; oxidoreductase activity, acting on paired donors, with incorporation or reduction of molecular oxygen; heme binding.
AACAAACUCAAGCCAAGUGAUACAAACAUACUAAUCAACAUAAAAAUGACCGCUUUCUUUAUCUCACUCAUCUCUCUAUUUUUCCUUAUCAUCACAUUGAAGCUCUUCUUCCACACAACAACAAGGUUCAAGAACCUUCCACCGGGCCCACCGUUUCUUCCAAUAAUUGGAAACCUACACCAACUCAAACAACCACUCCAUCAUACUUUCCAAACCUUAUCACGAAAACAUGGACAAAUCUUUUCUCUCUGGUUUGGUUCUCAUCUCGUUGUUGUUGUUUCAUCAUUGAAAACAGUACAAGAAUGCUUUACCAAACACGACAUCGUUUUAGCAAACCGACCUCAUUUCUUAACCGGGAAAUAUAUUAGCUACAACAACACCACAAUAGCAGUAGCACCUUAUGGUGACCAUUGGCGCAAUCUUCGUCGUAUAGUAACAACCGAGCUACUCUCAUCUCACCGUUUAAAUUCCUUCUUGGAAAUACGAAGAGAUGAGAUUAUGAGACUAAUACAAAAGUUAGCACAAGUGUCAUACAAUGAUUUUUUAGAAGUUGAACUUACGUCAAUGUUUUCAGAAAUGACAUUCAACAUCAUCAUGAGAAUGAUGUCAGGGAAACGAUACUAUGGUGAUGAUUGUGACGUGAGUGAUAUUGAGGAAGCAAGGUUGUUUAGAGAGAUAGUUAAAGAAAUUGUGAGUUUAGGAGGAGCUAACAACAUUGGUAAUUUUUUAGAGUUUUUAAGAUGGUUUGAUUUUGAUGGUUUCGAGAAGAGGCUUAAGAAGAUAAGUAAGAAAGCUGAUUCAUUUUUACAAGGACUCAUUGACGAACAUAGAUUUGGAAAGAGGAACAGUAAUACUAUGAUAGAUCAUCUCUUAAAACAGCAACAUUCACAACCUGAAUAUUAUACGGACCAAAUCAUCAAAGGACUUAUUAUGGUUAUGCUACUUGCAGGAACCGACACAUCAUCUGUAACCCUGGAAUGGGCUAUAUCCAAUUUAUUAAAUAAUCCAAAUAUAUUAAAGAAGGCAAAAGAUGAGAUCGACACUCACAUGGGACAAGAUCACUUAGUAGAUGAACAUGAUAUUUCAAAACUUUCUUAUCUUCAAAGCAUUGUUUAUGAGACUCUUCGAUUACAUCCAGCUGCUCCAUUAUUAAUGCCUCAUUUUUCUUCAGAAGAUUUUACAAUUGAAAAAUAUAAUAUCCCAAAAAACACAAUUUUAAUGGUCAAUUCAUGGGCCAUUCAUAGAGAUCCAAAAUUGUGGGUUGAUCCUAUAUGUUUUAAGCCUGAGAGAUUUGAGAAAGAAGGUGAGACAAAUAAACUACUUUCAUUUGGAAUGGGAAGAAGGGCUUGUCCGGGGACAAACUUAGCCCAACGCACUGUGAGUUUGACUUUGGGCUUAUUGAUUCAGUGUUUUGAGUGGAAACGUAUAGGUAAAGAAAAAAUAGACAUGACCGAAGGAAAAGGAAUCACUGUGGCAAAAAAGAUUCCCUUAAAAGUAAUGUGCAAAUUGUGUCAUCCACUAAAGAUUAAAGAUGCUUUCUAAUUUAUGAAUGUUUGAAAUUUGUUAAUAAGAGAUACAUGAUGUAAUCAUCUCCAAAUUAAUCUUGAAUAUGUAACUUCAAGAUACAACUCAAUGAGAUUAAGGAUGUUUUUUUUAA